Molecule: messenger RNA, 1167 nt
Organism: Solanum dulcamara
Lineage: Eukaryota; Viridiplantae; Streptophyta; Magnoliopsida; Solanales; Solanaceae
Product: 40S ribosomal protein Sa-2-like
Exons: 5
Coding region: 111-1013 (300 amino acids)
Biological process (GO): cytoplasmic translation; ribosomal small subunit assembly
Cellular component (GO): ribosome; cytosolic small ribosomal subunit; 90S preribosome
Molecular function (GO): structural constituent of ribosome
Source: RefSeq, a predicted model, not a curated record
CCAACGAAAAGAGCUUUUUAAUGGCUCUGCGUUCCCAUAGUGUUCUCUCUUCAGCCGCAGUGAAACCCUAAAAAGCAGAGGAAGCUAAGGGAGAGUAACAGAGCACAACAAUGGCGGCAAUUACACAGCAAGCAAGGACAUUGUCGACGAAAGAGGCUGACAUACAGCUGAUGUUGGCCGCUGAAGUCCAUCUCGGCACUAAGAACUGUGACUUCCAAAUGGAACGUUACGUCUUCAAGCGCCGCAACGACGGUAUCUACAUUAUCAACGCUGGAAAGACAUGGGAUAAGCUGCAUAUGGCUGCUAGGGUUAUUGUUUCUAUUGAGAAUCCCCAGGACAUAAUUGUGCAAUCUGCCAGGCCUUAUGGACAGAGAGCUGUCUUGAAGUUCGCACAAUAUACUGGUGCACAUGCCAUUGCUGGUCGUCACACGCCUGGUACUUUUACCAACCAGCUUCAGACUUCAUACAGUGAGCCACGGCUUCUCAUUCUCACUGAUCCAAGAACUGAUCACCAGCCUAUCAAGGAAGCUGCACUUGGAAACAUCCCCACUAUUGCCUUCUGUGACACUGAUUCUCCAAUGCGAUAUGUUGACAUUGGUAUCCCUGCCAAUAACAAAGGAAAGCACAGCAUUGGUGUUCUCUUUUGGAUCUUAGCAAGAAUGGUACUGCAGAUGCGUGGUACCAUUAAUCCGGGACCCAAGUGGGAUGUCAUGGUGGAUCUGUUCUUUUACAGAGAACCUGAAGAGGCAAAAGAGCAACAAGAAGAGGAAGUACCUGCUAUUGCUGAUUAUGCAGAAUAUGGUGGUGCUGCUCUUGGUGGUGAUUGGACUAGCAGCCAAAUCCCUGAUGCUCAAUGGACUGCAGAUGGCGCAACAUCUGUUCCUGUAACUACCAGUGGCUGGUCUGGAGAUGCAGUGGUUGAUGGAGGUUGGGAUGCUGCAGCUCCUCCUCCUGCACAAGUUGGUGUACCAGAAGUGACCCCUGCUCCAGAUGCUGCUCCUAGCUGGGAAUGAACUCAGACUCCUUUAGAAACUUCUUUUUUGGUUAAAAUUAGAUAUGUGAGUUCUUAUAACAGACGGUUUUGUUUACAAUGCAAUUUGUAAAAUUUUGGACCUGUUGAUGUACGAAAUUAUUUUUAAUCAUUUAUAGCAUGUCUUUUUAGUGCUU